Molecule: messenger RNA, 1110 nt
Organism: Truncatella angustata
Lineage: Eukaryota; Fungi; Ascomycota; Sordariomycetes; Amphisphaeriales; Sporocadaceae
Product: DJ-1/PfpI family protein
Exons: 2
Coding region: 321-977 (218 amino acids)
Source: RefSeq, a predicted model, not a curated record
UCAACUCGCUACCCCUUGUCUUCAUGUAUAAAAGGGAAAGGAAGUUCCACAACUCAAUAGUUACGGUGACAAGAAACCACAUACAUGCAGCUUAGUAAAUUCGAAUAUGCUUCCUCACGUGUUGAAAACGCUCUUAUGUUGUAUGCUCAGCACAACAGCGUUUGCUCAAUCCCAAUUCUACUGGCCCGCGAAACCUAUAGCUCAACGCCACGGUUCGUUACACCAACCCGUAAAGUAAACACGGCCAUCGCUGAUUCGUGGCAGUAACGAAUGAAACGAUCCCUACCAAAUGGGCCGCCGUUAUCUUCGAGGCUUUCCUGAUGCAAGACCUGAUUGGAAUUCUUGACCCCUUGCAGAUUGUCGCGCACCAGCAACAUCUUGAACUGUCCAUUCUCGCCGAGACGCUAGAUCCCGUGACGACGAAGCCCGCGAGCGUAGCCAUGAAUGCUUACAACUCGACUUGGUGGCCAACGAUUGUGCCGACGCACACAUUCGCCACGGCGCCCGAGGACAUCGAGGUCCUGAUCAUCCCCGGAGGACCGGGAGUGAGAAGCCCCAACGUCACAACGAUCACAGACUUCAUUGCCGCACGUUACCCAAGCUUGAAGUAUCUGAUCACAGUAUGCACGGGUGCAGGCCUUGCGGCGAGGUCGGGCGUCCUGGACGGUAGGAGGGCGACAACGAACAAGGCAGCCUGGAGUACUAUGACGGCUUACGGGCCGAACACGACAUGGGUCAGCCCCGCGAGGUGGGUUGUCGACGGAAAUAUAUGGACUUCAUCAGGCGGUACUGCUGGGCUCGAUCUUGUGUUUCCCCUCAUUGAACACCUCUGGGGCACACAGAUGUCAGACUACGUACAGGGCCUUGUGGAAUACGUCCCACAUCCCCAAGACUUCGAUCCAUUUGCUGCGCGGUUCAACAUCACACCUACUGGCGCCAUUUCUGAGGACUCUGGUCCGAUUCUUACUGCCGGGUAGGAAUCACGCUGAGUCUUCACCUUUGAAGAAUAGUCUGCGUGGCAAAGAGGCAAAAGUCGAUGCAACACAAGUUCCUGUCUAGUAUUUUAAGUCAAAUCAAGGACAUAGUUUUGUUUAACACUAUCCAAGGUCU